This is a messenger RNA of Papaver somniferum (opium poppy), 582 nucleotides long. RefSeq lists its product as uncharacterized. The record is from RefSeq and is a predicted model, not a curated record. Bases 1 to 582 code for a protein of 193 amino acids. Lineage: Eukaryota; Viridiplantae; Streptophyta; Magnoliopsida; Ranunculales; Papaveraceae. The transcript has 2 exons.
AUGAGGGAUGCCCAAAUCCGAUACCCAAAGGCUGAAAGGGCGUGUCUAGCAUUGGUUCACGCAAUUCAUAGGUUCAGACAUUAUCUACUAUCAAACAGAGUCGUGUUGGUGGCCAAAGCUGAUCCCAUAAAAUUCUUACUGUCGAAUGCUUUGAUCGGGAGACCAGCAAAUUGGAUACUUCAAAUGUCAGAAUUUGACAUAGCGUGUGUCCCUCCAAAAGAAAUUAAAGGACAAGAAGUUGCAGACUUACUUGCUGCUUUCCCUGGAGAAGACAUCACGAUGUUGCGUGAAGAAGUGUUGGGUGAGUUUCCAGAAAUUUCAAUCAUUCAGGAAGAAACAUGGCUAUUAUAUUUUGAUGGAUCUUCUACUCCGAGCAAUGAUACUGGUGGAGCGGGCAUUGUGCUAGUAUCUCCAUCCGGCAAGGUCUUCUCACAUUCAUUCAAGCUUUCAAGGAGACUAUCCAACUGUGAAUCUACACCACAUUCAUAUACAAUUUCUACUUUCCCGACACAAGAUACAACAAAACUCUACACCACCACUCAUGCAAUCUCAGGUCACUGCCAUCUGCAAUUCCAAUCCUAG